Messenger RNA from Salvelinus namaycush (lake trout), 3997 nucleotides. Its product is annotated as folylpolyglutamate synthase, mitochondrial-like. The coding region runs from base 22 to 1743 and encodes 573 amino acids. Gene Ontology annotation, biological process: tetrahydrofolylpolyglutamate biosynthetic process. The transcript is spliced from 15 exons. The record is from RefSeq and is a predicted model, not a curated record. NCBI's taxonomy places the organism in Eukaryota, Metazoa, Chordata, Actinopteri, Salmoniformes, Salmonidae. Gene Ontology annotation, molecular function: ATP binding; tetrahydrofolylpolyglutamate synthase activity. Gene Ontology annotation, cellular component: cytoplasm; cytosol; mitochondrion.
GUGUGCGCUUACACAAGCCCCAUGAUGGUACGCUUUUCUCGCGUGUUUGCCGCGUUCCUCCGCCAGAAAGACUGGUCGUCCAAGUUUACCACAGUGAAGUGUUCAAGUACAAAGGCAGAACCGCGACUUCACAGAAUGGAGUAUCAGGAUGCAGUGUGCACCCUCAAUACCCUGCAGACCAAUGCCUGUGCCCUGGAGCAAGUGCGUCGAGAGCGGGGUCACCCUCAACUCCAGCUCCAGGCCAUGAGGGGCUUCCUGGAGCGAGCAGGCCUGGUGGUGGAAGAACUUGACCAUCUCAAUAUCAUUCAUGUCACAGGAACGAAAGGCAAGGGGUCAACAUGCGCCUUCACAGAACAAAUACUGAGAAGUUACGGUUUUCGGACUGGAUUUUACAGUUCCCCACAUUUGGUACAAGUCAGGGAGAGGAUAAGAAUUAAUGGAAAACCAAUCGGCAAAGAACUCUUCACAAAAUAUUUCUGGCAGGUGUAUGGACGGCUGUAUGAAACCAAGGUAGACACUCACGGGGGGAGUAUGCCCGCUUACUUCCGCUUCCUAACAAUCCUGGCCUUCCACGUCUUCCUGCAGGAGAAGGUGGACUUGGCAGUGAUUGAAGUUGGGAUUGGUGGAGCCUACGACUGCACAAACAUAAUCCGGAGGCCGUGGGUGUGUGGCAUCGCCUCCCUGGGUAUAGAUCACACCUCAAUACUGGGGGAUACCAUCGAGAAAAUUGCCUGGCAGAAAGGGGGCAUUUUUAAGCCAGGAGUUCCUGCCUUCACUGUGAAGCAACCCGACGGCCCUAUGAUGGUUCUCAAAGAGAGAGCAAAGGAGAUUGGGUGUCCUCUCUGGGUGUGCCCAGAACUGGAGGAGUACCCUGCUGACUCAGGACCUCUGCGUCUGGGCCUGGCUGGCCACCACCAGCGCUCCAACGCCUCCCUUGCCCUGCAGCUCAGCCACAGUUGGCUACAGAGACGCUGCCUUCCUGACCAGAGCAUCCCUUCCCCCGCUGACGAGAGUAAAGGCGUGUCGCCGGCCGCUGGCUUCCAGCCAAGCCCCAUUAUGGCGAAAGGGCUGGAAGACACUGCGUGGCCGGGGAGGACCCAGACUCUGAAGCAUGGCCCAGUCACCUACUUCCUGGACGGAGCCCACACCACCCGUAGCAUGCUGGCCUGUGUAAGCUGGUUCAGCGAGGUUGCCUCUCAACACGAAAGAACCACAGGUGGUCCUGUGGUCAGAGUGCUACUGUUCAACGCCACAGGGGAGAGAGACUCGGCAGCCAUGCUUAAGUUACUGGUGCCAUGCCAUUUUGACUUUGCUGUGUUCUGCCCCAACAUCACAGAGGCCAUUGCAUCAUGUAAUGCAGACCAACAAAACUUCAAUGUCUCUGUGGAAAAUAUGCUCACCCGUUGCCUGGACAACCAGAGGAGCUGGCGCCUGCUCAACGGCCAGGAAGAGAAGCCUGGAGCCCAGCUGCUCAUCUCCCGCGACGCUCUCCCACUGGUGGCAGCCGAGCGCUGCAGCAAAACCCUAGUCUUCCCCUGCAUCCUCAGCGCCCUCCAGUGGCUCAGCCAGGGCAGGGACUCUGUCUUGGCACACCCGGACAAGAGGGUCAUCCCCGUCAAGCCCAGCGUGACAGCCAAAGCCGCUCCGCUAAGAGAUGCCACUGGCAUCCACGUCCUCGUCGCUGGAAGCCUCCAUCUGGUUGGGGGCGUCCUGAAACACCUCGACCCUUCCUUUGCCUCUUAAAGGAAUGGUUCUGUCAGAACAGCAAUAGAUCAGAUAGAUUUGUCUGGUAAGCAGAAUCAAGAAGAAACCCUCUCUGGAGAGAGCUAAGUGCUGGGAUAUCAUGCAGCCUAAGGGAAAGCUUGUUAGCUAUGCUUACUGGCAGGUUAUUCAAUUUGUACCAGGCAACAGGGUUUUGUGUCACCCCCAGUCCUUGGUAAGCCUAAUAGAAAUGGCCAUUGCUAGAACCUUCUAUUUCAAUUGAUAAAUAGAGGGCUCUGGCCAAUACAAGUUCAUGUCAAAUGUUUUAGCCAGUACCACACAGAGCCUUACUGAGGAUCACACGUUAUUUUAUUUUGACAGGGAGCCAUUUGGAGACCUUGGUCUCUUUUAUAGAUGAGCCCUACAAUGACAUUUUAAAACAGACACAUCAGUACACUACGAAAAGAGAUCCAGAGAUAGAAAACAAUCAGUGUAAGGUUCUGGUACAAAUUCCAGAUAGACACCAAAGGAAGUUUAAACUAGAUGUAUUACACACAAACUGGAUGCUACAGCUCCAUAGCACACAAACCGGUCACACAUGCAUAUAUAUUUAUGCCUUCUGGCUAGGCGGGGUCACCUCUUUGUGUCUAGGAUAAACAGUCAGUCAGUGCUGGGCAAGAACUCUGUUCCUCCUAUUGAUAGCAUGAGUCCAGAUCCUUUGUGGGCAGGUGUGUGUAAGAGAGACUAGUGUCUCACACACAAUCUAGCCCCCCCCCCCUGCACUGCAAUAAGUCUCCAGUCCCAACAUCCUAACCAAUGACAAGUUAUUACUACUAAUAAGUGGAUUGUGCAAUUAUAAACUGGCUCAUGCAACACAAACAGAUUCAAGUCAAUUAGUCUCCAACAAUCGAAAACAAAUAUUAACCCUAAGUCUUAUACUUGAAGCUAAAACUGUUUACAAUAACUCUUGGGGGGUUCAUUUGUGCGACUUCCAGUAUGACACGGGUGUUUACUGUUAUUGUUUAUGUGAAGUGGUAUUGUGCUUUAAAAGCAUUUGAGAAGAAGGCAGUGGGACGGUAGGCCCCUAAAAUGACAGGUAAUCCAAAGAAAGUGUGGAAACGGUUAGUCAAAGGCCUCACACUUUCCACCCAGUACGUUUCUUUGGGUUGUGUACAAGAAUGGCUUUCUUUCCUGUCCUUUCAUUGCUACCAAUAAGAGACAGGGAGAGGGUUGCAACAUGAACUGGAUUUCUUACAAAGAGGACAGUUUUUAAUUUUUGUUUUGUUUCACUAUUUCCUAGUGAGAUCCUCAUUUGCCGAUCUCACAGACUUGCAUUAUUUGUUGACUGUAUUCUUAAACAUUUCAAAUGUGCUUCGUGUAGCUAUCAUUGUGUUGGUAAAUCAGAUAUUCUCCCUUCAAUAAAAAAAUCGAACACCUCUACAAUAAAACUAGACCUUUAGCGUUGAGCACAAUGUAAACUAACAUGUCUGUAAAUUAUUCUAAGGCGUCAUAAGCGAUAAGUCUUUUAUACUGCAGUUGCUUUGUGACUAACAUUUCAGAAUGUUCAUUGUCUUCUAAAUUUGUGUCUGAGAGCGCAAUUGUAUGUCUACUGUAAAGAAACACACUAGAGGUAGGGUGUAUUUGUAAGUCGGUAUCUGUUGCAAAGCUUUUUGCAAUAGAACCUUUCUUAAUCUAGUAACCAAAUGGAACAAAACCGGGAGGGACCUACCUAAAUUUAACAAAAAUAGUUUCUAUUGGACAAAGUUUUCUGUUGCGGAGGAGACUGUUUCGGAAACUGACUAAUGAAUAAAUUCUCCCCCACAAAAAAAAAUCACCAGGGUUGUAUUCACUAGGAACCAAACGGAAUGAAACAGGGAGGGCUCUACAUGAAUUUGUCCAAUAGAAAGUAGAAACUCUUGUUUCUUGUUGCAAAACGUUUUGGACUAAUGCUUACACCCAAAGUACCAUGGAAAUUAGCGCUUGAUUUGAGUGAUUGGCCCUGUUCUAGUCUGACUAUAUUGCAGUCAUGCUGCAGUACACACAGCAACUAAUGGGUACACUAUCGACUGCACAGCCAGGUAUAAGAUUGCUACAGGUAGAUGAUAUGAUCCAGGCAUUGUGCGAUCUGGCAGGUGACUGCAAUGUAGUUGGCCUGGAAUGGAGCCAAUAUUUCCCUGGGGUUUAGAAACUGCUAGACUAUUCCCAAAUCUUUUUUAAAGUGGUCUUAACAUUUCAGAGAAAUGCUAUAGUUUUAAAUGUAUGUGCACUUAAGAUAAUUAAAUGAAUCAUUAACGGA